This is a messenger RNA of Branchiostoma floridae (Florida lancelet), 4006 nucleotides long. RefSeq names its product sodium/calcium exchanger 3-like. The coding region runs from base 251 to 2857 and encodes 868 amino acids. Gene Ontology annotation, biological process: calcium ion transport; cell communication; transmembrane transport. Gene Ontology annotation, molecular function: calcium:sodium antiporter activity. NCBI's taxonomy places the organism in Eukaryota, Metazoa, Chordata, Leptocardii, Amphioxiformes, Branchiostomatidae. Gene Ontology annotation, cellular component: membrane. The transcript has 15 exons. The record is from RefSeq and is a predicted model, not a curated record.
CCUUACGCACCGGGCAGUGGCGCAUUGUGUUACACCGUCCCGAUCUUACCGGCAUAUCCUUUAAAUAGAGCCUAUAGUAAGUUCCUGCCUUCAUUAAACGGCGAAGUACUCCGAUAGUCUUCAAGCCAGUUCGACCGAAGAAUUCGAUCGCACAGACAAAGAACUUGUGAAAAGAGGGCAGCUACUGGAGCCAAGAUCAUGGAUGGAUCUUUAUUUUGAGAGAAGAGUACAUUAGCAUAAACUAUUAACCAUGGCAAAUACAACAAUAGCAUCGUUCUUGAACCAGACCACGGCAUCGCCUGAAACUUGUGUUAAUGUCGCCAACUAUUUUUGCUCGGACAAGGGUAUCAUCCUUCCCAUAUUUGUCGAAGCAACAUGGCCUAUCGCACUACGAGCCUUUCUGUACCUUUUCGCGAUGCUGUACUGCUUCAUGGGAGUGGCGAUCAUUGCCGAUGUCUUCAUGUGUUCCAUCGAGGUCAUUACCAGCAAGACAAAGACGAUUAGUAUCGUCAAGCCGGGAACGGACAUCGUAGAGGAGGUCGAAGUCAGGAUAUGGAACGACACCGUCGCGAACUUGACUCUCAUGGCUCUUGGCUCCAGCGCGCCGGAGAUCCUGCUAUCCAUAGUCGGGAUCAUAAAAACCGGGUUCAAAUCCGAGGAGCUCGGACCUAGCACCAUCGUCGGCUCCGCUGCCUUCAACUUGUUAAUCAUCACGGGGGUGUGCGUCUCCGCGAUUCCCGCGGGCGAGGUCCGCAAGAUCAAGGCGGUCAAGGUGUUUGCGGUCACAGCUUUCUUCUCCAUAUUUGCGUACGCGUGGUUGUACAUCGUGCUGGUGCUGAACACCAAGGAUGUGAUGGACCUGUGGGAAGCCAUCGUGACCUUCAUGUUCUUCCCCAUCCUGGUCAUCCUGGCUUACAUCGCCGACAAGGACUACUGCUCCAGGAGGGUGGAUGUGGAGAAGGAAACUGACCACUUAGAACUUGGAAUGGGAGGGAGCCAGCUCGAUCAGCCACGGCUACAGUUUAGCAAUUCGUCGUACAUUUCUCACGAAGAGGAAAGUCAGUCUGGUACAGUGCUUGCAGAGUAUGCAGGCAUGGCUGCUGAACUGAAGCCCGGCCAUGUGAACAAGCAGUCCGUGUCCGAGUUCGUCAAGGAGAUCAGCAAGUACUCCGGAGGCAAGCUGUCUCCCGAGGAGGCGGCCAAACUGGCGGCCCUGAAGAUUCAGGAGAAUGAGAAGCACGACAGGAGCUGGUACCGCGUGAACGCUACGCGAUGGCUGGUGGGAGGGCGGAAAGUUUCCGUGAACGUGAACAAUAGCCUCAAGGAAAAACUGGAAGGGUCUCAGGUUUAUGACAAGGCCAAGAAUAAGGACGAGGUGCCGCUGAUUAUCGACUCAGCGUCGGACCUGUCCCAGGGCGGGACGUUUUCCGUCGUGGAGUUUUCCGCGUCGUCCUGCGCCGUGAUGGAAAGCCAGGGCACGGUGGAGGUGUCUGUGCUGCGCUCGGGCAGGACAAACACCAGGGUGCCUUUCAGGUAUGAAACCAUUGAUGGCACAGCCGAAGCAGGCUCAGACUACAUCCCACAGAAGGAUGUUCUGGUCUUCGAACCAGGAGAGAGCAUGAAGAACAUCAAGAUCGUCAUCGUGGACGACAACCAAUGGGAGACCGACGAGACCUUCUUCGUGAAGCUGUCGGUGGAUCCCGACAGCGGCGCUGUUCUGGGACGGAAGAGCAUCAAUGAGAUUACCAUCAUAAAUGAUGAUGAUCCUGGUGUCCUGGACUUCACCAAGCCCAGUUUCAUCUUCAAGGAGUCUGCGGGGAUUGCCAGCGUCCCCGUACAGAGGACCAAGGGGUCAGAUGGGGUCAUCUCGGUCAAGUGGAAGACUAAGGACAUGAGGGCUGUGAAUGGAAGGGACUAUGUUGGUGGAGAGGGGGUGUUGGAGUUUCAGCAUGGGGAGACAGAGAAGAACAUUGACAUUCAGAUCUUCGAUGACAAGGACUUUGAGAAGGAUGAGGACUUUAUGGUGGAGCUGUCGGAUGCUGCGGGCGGGGCUAUGAUUGGCAGGCAGAGGAGGACAGUUGUCACGAUUGUCAACGAUGAUGAAUAUAAUGGCCUAGUUGACCGUGUCCUGACCAUUGUGAACGUGAACAUGGACCACUUGCAACUGGCCUCCUCCACGUGGGGGGGACAGUUCAGGGACGCCAUGAACGUGAACGGUGGAGACGUGGAGAACGCCACCACCAUGGACUACGUCAUGCAUUUCCUGACCUUUGGAUGGAAGGUCAUGUUUGCCCUGACUCCACCAGUCAACUUCUUGGGUGGCUGGUUGACCUUCAUUGUGUCCUUGAUGGGCUUCAUUUUCCUCCUGACUGUCAUCAUCAGUGACCUGGCCACCACAUUUGGCUGUCUGAUCGAGCUGGAGGACAACAUCACCGCCAUUACACUAGUUGCCAUGGGAACAAGUUUACCGGAUCUUUUUGCCAGCAGAACGGCUGCUCGAGCAGAGAAGUAUGCGGAUGCCUCCAUUGGAAACGUGACUGGCAGUAACUCAGUCAACGUGUUCCUGGGUCUGGGCCUGCCAUGGCUGAUCGCCAGUAUCUACUGGGAAGCUCAGGGGGAAAAGUUUGCGGUUCCCGCGGGUUCCCUCGCGUUCAGCGUGAUGGCGUACUCCAUCUGUGCGAUCCUGUGCAUCAUCAUCCUGGUCAUUCGCAGGAUCGUUCCCGCCUUCGGAAGGGCGGAACUCGGAGGAACGCCAAGUCUCAAAUACGUUUCCUCGGGGUUAAUGGCGUCGCUGUGGGUUUUGUAUAUCGUCUUAGCUAUUCUAGAAACCAAAAAAGUUAUCGUUGUUCCCUUGUAGAAAUAUUAUUUGAAAUCUACAUAAUUUAUGAUUAUGUUUUUCAUAAUCUUUUCAUAUCUCCUGGCACUGCUAAUUAAUAAUAUGUAAACUUUAAAGCAUAGAACAAUCAUGUUUUUAUCAUUCGCCUUUUGUACUUUCUUUAAAAUGUCAAUUUUGGAGGAAGAUAUAACUGAUAUUCCAGAAGUAUUUCUGUCAUGAUUUUCAAACUUUCUCAGAACAAUAUUUUAGAAUGCUAGUUCACCUUUAUCUGUGGGUAACCUAUAUCCAUUGUUUUUGAAAAACAGCUGAGGGUAUUUGGGGAUAUCAAGUCUACAGCAAUAUCUUAAAUAUUGAAACUUGAAACGUUAACUUCAACUUAAUGUUCCUAAACGUCCUGUUUUAAAAAGAUAAUGGAUAUAGAUUAUCCUGCUAUCUGCGUUAUCUGAUGACAAUUUCUCUAUAAGUCAAUAUUUCAUUAUUGUAAGUUGUUAAGGAUACAUAAUCACAUGAAAGACUUAUCUUAAUAUAAAGCCAAGAAUAUUACCAAUCUAUUUUACUUUAAGGCAUGAUAUUGUGUGUUGCCGUGUGUUUCAUUAGAUUGUACAUAAUUUUAUCAUGUAUACAGAGAUGUGUUCAAAGCAUGAAAUUUAUUGAACUACUAAGUACUACAUUAAUAUUUUAUUGUGUGUUUCCAUUACAAAUUGUAUAUGUAGGUAAAUACAAAAAAAUGUAAGUCUUGAGUUACACAUAAUCCUAAGACCACAUCAAUUUAUACUUCUUGGUUACAAUAUUUACUUUGAUUAAAGGCCAAAAAUCAGAAACUAUCAUUUACAAAUCAAAGUAGGAUACAUGUCAACUACUUAUUUUGGCAUAUUGCUCAUAUUUCGAGUUUUAGAAAUUGUCUGCCCUUUUUGUUAAAAUCUCAAUCAUCAAAGUUGCUCUGGUAACGGUAUUUGAGUCCAUCACUUUCAUGCAAAAGACGAAAACCAAGAAAACAAAAUUGGUGCGGCCUAAAAAUUGUUUUGCUGAUUAACAAUCAGAAUUUGAAAUAAAAAGCACAGUUGCUUUUUUUUCUUAAAAGCAACUGUUGAAACAGCAUCAUUGUAAAUAUUGUAAAUACAGAUGUGCAGUGUUUUAACUUUUGAUUUUGAUUAUUUUUGUGGAUAUAUU